AUGAAACACAACCAAACAUCCACUUCUAACAUGAUGAGACACAUGCGUUUAAAACACUCAACAAUUGAUUUAAACAAACGCCGUCCUUCUAAUAUGCAUGUUGAAGAAAAUAAUGUUGAUGACCCUAUAGUAAUUGAAAAUCAACUUGCAUCUACUUCAUCGGACUCUCAAACUCACAUGGCGACAUUAAAUGUUCAUAGACCAACAGUUCAUAACGUACAAGACACAAUUACAAGGUAUUUACCUAGACCAGUAGGAGCUUCCCGACGAACUUUGAUUGAUCAGCAAGUUUUAAGAAUGAUAGUUAAGGAAUAUUAUCCAUUCAGUAUUGUCGAGGACAAAGAGUUUGGUAAACUUUUAAAAAUGUUAAACCCCGGAUAUGAUUUACCAUCCAGAAAAACUCUGUCAACUUCGUUGCUUUCUGUUCUUUACAAUGAGACAUAUGAUAAAGUCAAGUCCGAUAUAGUAGAGAAUGGUAAUUUUGUUAGUAUCACGACUGAUGGUUGGACAUCUGUAAAGAAUGAAAGUUACAUUGCUGUUACAACACACUUCAUAGACAAUGAUUGUAAGCUUAAGUCAUACUUACUCUCUUGUUUUAUGUACUCAGAAUCACAUACCAGUGAUAAUUUGAAAAAUGAACUUUUAAGAGUUAUAAAAGAAUGGGGUUUGGAACAUAGAGUUUCAGCUUGCACAUCAGACAAUGCACCAAAUAUAACAAAGGCAAUUGAUUUAUGCAAAUGGAGGCAUGUACGUUGUUUUGCUCAUAGCUUGAAUUUGGCUGUACAAAAUGCUAUAAAAGAAAUUCAAGAGGUCAAAGAGAAGGUUUCAGGUAUAGUUAGACAUUUCAAAAAAAGUUCUACUGCUGCAGGCAAAUUAAAAUCGAUCCAAGAACAACUGGGCUAUUCACCUCCACUUGUUCUUAUCCAAGAUGUUGUGACAAGAUGGAACUCUACUUUUGAAAUGUUUCAACGAGUAGGUACUUGA
Messenger RNA from Macrosiphum euphorbiae (potato aphid), 984 nucleotides. The record is from the annotation of a GenBank genome assembly. Lineage: Eukaryota; Metazoa; Arthropoda; Insecta; Hemiptera; Aphididae.